Cyprinus carpio (common carp) is the source of this 948-nucleotide messenger RNA. RefSeq names its product SKA complex subunit 2. The record is from RefSeq and is a predicted model, not a curated record. NCBI's taxonomy places the organism in Eukaryota, Metazoa, Chordata, Actinopteri, Cypriniformes, Cyprinidae.
CUUUCACGAUCUCUGACAGCUGACCAAUCAGAGAUGGGCUUGCGUUCUGCUGCGAGCUUUAUAUUUCCGGGGCUGCUUCAGGAAUGUAAACUAUUCAACAUGGAGACAGUUGAUAAGCUGGAGGCGAUGUUCCAGAAAGCAGAAGCUGAUAUAGAAUAUGUGGAAAAGCGGCUGAAAUUCGACUUCAUGGCCAAUGCGCGAGAAGCGGGCACAGUUGAGGGAAACCCUGUUCAGUUGCUGGAGAACUUGUCGGCGAUCAAAGCGCGGCAUGCGGCCCUGUGCGCACAGGUGGAGGAGAUCGCGGUGGAACAGAAACGAUCCAUGGACUCAAUACGAGCUCACCUGGACACCACAGUGCUGAUGGUUCAACAGCUGCAGAACACAGCAGAUGUGCAGGUUCCACCACUGACAGAAGAAGAACAAGAAGCGAGAGAUGUUCUCUGCUCAUCCGUUGCUGCGUUAAAUGUAGAGGCCGUGCUGACAGAAGAACCUCAAACUCAAGCACAGUCUGAAUCACAGAAUGUGCGUGAAGAGGUGUCUGAGGGGACAUUUGAGACUGUCCCGCGGAGUGUGGGGAAACUACGUGGUAAAAGCUUGAAAAACAACCUGAAUGACCUCAACACACCGUUCUAUAAGCAGUUAUCCGAGUACUUCUCAGAUAAGAACAGGGGGCCAAUAAGCACCCAGAGGAUGAAGAAGCUGAACAUGAAAGUCAGUGAUUCUGCACUGAAGACCUUACAGCACCUUAAACUCAUUGAGCUGGAUAAAAAAGGACUUGUGUCAUUGCUGGCAAAAGACUGAGAAACGGGGACAAAUUAGAUGCACAAACCCCACCAAAACGUGUAAAUCCUCCAGUUCCUUCCACCUGUGUGCUAAAGUAAAACCCUUCUUACACUUUGAUUGGAUCAGAUGUUUAGAACAGGAAUGACAGUGGACUUGAAAACAUUU